Molecule: messenger RNA, 4495 nt
Organism: Cyprinus carpio (common carp)
Lineage: Eukaryota; Metazoa; Chordata; Actinopteri; Cypriniformes; Cyprinidae
Product: tubulin-specific chaperone cofactor E-like protein
Exons: 9
Coding region: 334-1593 (419 amino acids)
Biological process (GO): poly(A)+ mRNA export from nucleus
Cellular component (GO): nucleus
Molecular function (GO): protein binding; RNA binding
Source: RefSeq, a predicted model, not a curated record
CCGCCCUCUGUACCGGAGCAGCAAGCAGCAAAACAAACCUGCUUCGGAAGUAACUACGGUAGAGCUUCGAGUUCAAAAUACUGUCAACGGAUCAACAACAAAAACAAGCAGCGCGAUCUGCUCACCCUUGUCAUUGUAUUUUGGAGUCAGGGCUGUGGGACAACCCCAGCCCUGACCCACGAGGCCGCAGGUUAAGAGAUCAAUUCCUGGAUGCUGUACAUCCAUAGCCAUCGGGGGACUAGGAUCAAAACCUGACAGGAGGCCCACCAUCAUUGUGCUCCUAUUGGACCUCCAGAUCAAAACUGAAGGUGUGAGAGUGUGAGGAGAGGUGAGAUGGAGUCAGAGGAGACAGAAGGACGCACUUUAGUGCAGGUGAUCAGUGAGAAGUACAGCCCGGAAAACUUCCCAUACUGCCGUGGGCCAGGAGUUGGAGUGGUGAUCCGGUCGAGUCCCCAGGGUUCUCCUGUCAAAGAUCGUCUAAAUCUGCCCAGCAUCCUGGUUCUGGAUAGUUGUGGAAUCACAGAGGCCGGAGAUGACGAGGAGGUGGCCACUUUCUGUGCUCACGUGGUUGAGUUAGACCUCUCUUACAACCAGUUAAAAGACUGGGGAGAGAUAAGUAAGAUCGUGUCUAACAUCCCUAACCUAGACUUUCUCAAUCUGAGUAUGAAUCCACUGAGAGGGUUGAGCCUAGAGCCUGGAGCUGCUGAAGCAUUCUCAGGCCUCCGCCGCCUUGUGCUCAAUAACACGCAUGUCACCUGGGACGUGGUGCACACACUUACACGAGAGAUCCUAGAGCUGGAGCAAUUGUUUUUGUGUCUAAACGAGUAUGAGAGUGUGAGUGUACCAUCUAUACCGUGCCCGUCCCUGCGCCUGCUGCAUAUCACAGAUAACCACCUGCAGGAUUGGGCGGAGGUUCGUAAGUUGGGCCUUAUAUAUCCAGGCCUGGCGUCUCUCAUUCUGGCAAACAACUCCCUCUCGUCUAUCCACGAGCCUGAGGACUCUCUACAGAGACUCUUCCCCAACCUGCGCAGCAUCAACCUACACAACUCAGGUCUAUGCUGCUGGGAGGACAUUGAGAAAUUGAAUUCCUUUCCAAAGCUUCAAGAGGUCAGAUUGAUGGGUAUUCCUUUACUGCAGCCCUACAGCGAUCAGGAGAGACGUUAUCUUAUGGUAGCACAGUUGCCUCGUGUGACUGUAUUGAACGGCAGUGUUGUCACUAAUGGAGAAAGAGAGGAUGCAGAACGCUUCUUCAUCCGCUACCACCUGGACUGCCCUGAGGAUGAGCUGCCCCAGAGGCUACCACCCCCACUUGCAGAGGUGGAUUUGCGCCCUCUCUGUCAUGUCCAGGUAGAGGUGCGUUUUGGGGACCAGACAGAGCCCCUAGAGCUCAGAUUGGAUCAGACAGUGGCAGACCUAAAGAAGCACUUGAGAGCCAUGGUCCAGCUACCCCCCAAAAUGAUACGUGUGUACUAUAUCGACCGGCAGCUUGGCUACUCACUAGAGCCUCAGGAAAUGAAAUAUGGAGCACGAGCACUUCAUUCCUACAGUAUACGAGACGGAGAUGAAAUCUUGGUGGUGCCCAAGACACAGUGACAGAAAAGAGAGCAACAACUGAGCACUCUUUGGAAAAAUGACUGGUUGAGUUGUUUCCAGAAUUACUGGAAUACCUUACCUUAACAAUCUUCCAAUACAGCCAAUGUGAAUGCUGUCAACAGUGCAAAGAUCAGCAUGCUUUAUGAAGAGAACAGAGAAAAACUGCCAAUCUGGUUUUACAAAAUCUUAAGUCCUAUUUAAAAAUGGUCCCUAAAAACAGAUGUUGGAUCAGAAUUUUAAAAAAACGCUUUAAACUUUCACUGCUCUGUGGACGUAUGUAUACAAGAAAAAAUGUAUGAACUUUUUAUUGUGUGUGUUUAUGAGAAUUACCCCCAACUGCAUACAUGCCUCUACUCUAAAGAAUAUUUGACCAUUUAUCAAAGGUUCAGAAUGGAAUAUUUGGCCACCUAGCAGCUGAGGUGUAAAAUUCCAAGUUACUUGCAAAGGAAAAUUAUUCUGGUAAUUAUGUGAUUUGGGCUUUGGCUUAGCUCUUCAGCAUGGAUGAAUAUGAUAGUUUGAGGCAUACCGGUGUAACCAUGCUUUUGUAAGAGCAAACGUCAUUAGCAAUGUCAAAACUCGCCCCCUCCUAAAAAGAAGAAGUUAGAAGACAAAUAUCCAUUAAUAAUGUCUUUUGAGAAGGUAAUAGUCUUCCACUUUAGUGGAAAGUGAUUGCUUAUAUGGUUUAAUUUUUGAAUUAAUUGUAUUUAUAAUGUUCCUCAGUAGUUAUGGCUACAAGCUAUCAGAAGCACACAUCAUAUAUGCACUGUAAUAGCCAAACAUUUUUCUCCUUAUUUACUGACAUCACGUAGCCACACAAAGAGGAAUUAUAAGAGGGUGGCAUUUCCUGCAAAAUCGAAAAGUUCAAAUGAUAAAUUGUUAUAAACUUAAAUCAGGGUAAGGAAAUUUUUCACCAAAAUCUUAUGUACUGCAGCUUUAAGAUAUAUAUAUAUAUAUAUAUAUAAAAUCCAAUAAAAAUGUAGAUGCAGAUUGCGAAUGCUAAGAGAAGGGGAGACAGACAUUUUAGGUCUUUUCUCUGCCACUUCUUUGGUUCUUGAAUUACAACAGGGUCACCUACAACCCUGAAGCCCUCUAAGGUUUACACACUUUAAAUUCAAAAACGCAGCUCCCCCUAUUGUGGCCACAGACCGACUGCAAUCCCCUAGUCUCCUCUUUCCAUAGUGGAAAGAGUCCUUGGAAUAUGUAGGUGCCAUACUCUCAUUGAUGUUUAAGACAGAUCAUGUGCUGUUAGGUUAUGAAAUUGCAUUUGAUUAUUAUCACACCCAUGUUACAGAAAAGGAAACCCAAGGGGACCAAUAAUAAUGAGAAUUAAGCCAUAUUUAAUUUCAUUUUUUAUUGAGUAUAUAUGCUUUUUGUGGGCUUAUUAUUUAAAAAAUGGAAAUGGCACACUGAUUAAUUUUGACUUUGACUUUUAUUUUGAACUUUUUUGUUUUUUCUUUUAAAUCUUGACAUUACAAGUUUAAAGUAAGUUGAAGAUAUUUCUGUUGUCAUUUGUUGAGCAUGAAAUAUUAAGGGAAGCCAUACACAAGUAACCUCAUUGUGCCUAUUUUAUAGCUUUCAAAUGACUGUCAGUGCAUUCAGUAAGUACCUGUUCCCUUACCAAAGAGAAUUGUUUGAUGAACUUAGACCAUGCCCUUUGUUAAUAUCAAACUAAAUGACAACUAUAAUGUGUUGCACAGAUGUGGACUAAUUUUAACAUUCAGUCUUUUGGACUUGUUUUUUUAACCACAGUCAGCACAUACUAGUCUAUACAUUUCAGGAAUUGGAUUACUAGGGCUUGUCCUGUUCAUUCCCAUACCAUUUCCGUGUUCCUGUGGCGCAGUGGCUCAGUGGCAAAAGGUUGUGGGUUUGAUUCCCAGGGAACACACAUACUGGUAAAAAAAAAAAAAAUGUAUAGCCUGAAUGCACUGUAAGUCACUUUGUUAUUUAUGCAUUUAAAAGCAUCUGCUAAAUGCAUAAAUGUAAAUGUACCAUUUCCCAGCAGAAUGGCUCUAAUGUUGGAGUGACAAAUAUAGUAUAGACUCCCUCUCUAGUUACCAAGCUGUCCCUAUGCAACCCUAUCCCAGUGGAGGGUGUAAACAGGGAGCUCAGAAUCCAUUGGAGGUUCAGAUAAGCUAAAGUUGUUAUAUAUAUUAGCAUUACUGCAUGGAUGUUGUUGGAUAUUUAGACAGCUUUGUUUCAGUGUAUCCACAUAUGUCACACUGAUGAUCUGUUGUUGUCUUAUCACAGAGUCCAGCUUCUGUUUGCUCUCUUAUCUGAUGCUGUUAUGCUUAAAAGUCCCAUCACUGUUUUAGUUGUGUCCUAUAACUGGAAAUUGAGCUUGACUGUCAUAUUUUUGUCCAAAUCCUUUGAUUAUACCAUAUUGUUGCCACGUUCAUGUAAUCACUCACCGUGUAAAUUUACUUAAUAAUGCUUGCUAAUGUCCUACAAUGUUUGCUUUCAUUCUCAUCUGCGAACCAUAGUGUGUUCGCUUCCAGCUUUCUCUCAUCUUUCAACAGUGCCUGUGUCCCUACAAGUUUCUCAUUGCUCAUAUUUGUUCUUAUUGUGUUCUGGUUGUGGUGAUGACACUUGAUCCUCUCUGUUCUGCUCCCAAAGGACAUCUGGCCUCUAACGGCAAAAUGUUGUUAACAGAGCAGGUGCUGACAUAUUUACCUAUUGCUGGGUCUGUAUAAUGGUGUUUUCAGAGUGUAAAGAGGGCCGUUGGCUUGUACCAUGGAUACUAAUUCAGUGUUAAUGGUUAUAUGAACACGGAAAUAGAAUAUUGUUGUAAAAGUGUGAUUUGUGUUACGAGUAAUUGUAUUUUACCAUUAUGUGAAAUUCUGUUGAAUGCCAUACUGAAAAAAUGUAAAAAAAAAAAAAAAUAAAAAUAAAUAAAUAAAUAGCA